Molecule: messenger RNA, 2733 nt
Organism: Colletotrichum higginsianum IMI 349063
Lineage: Eukaryota; Fungi; Ascomycota; Sordariomycetes; Glomerellales; Glomerellaceae
Product: Serin endopeptidase
Exons: 4
Coding region: 1-2733 (910 amino acids)
Biological process (GO): proteolysis
Cellular component (GO): membrane; cell wall; cytosol
Molecular function (GO): serine-type endopeptidase activity; tripeptidyl-peptidase activity
Source: RefSeq, a predicted model, not a curated record
AUGAAGUCACUCUUUAAGCAAGCUGCCUCGGUGGCUUGCCUCCCAUGGUUGGCUGCUGCCGCGUUCAAUGAAGCCUUUGUCGUCGAGUUCGACGGGUCUGUUGCAUUGACCGCCGAGGCCUUGAUGGGCCAGGCACAGGUCUCUCUGGCUGAUGCCGGUCUGGAUUGUACGACGUCUCAACGAUACUACUUCAACCACCCGCUUUUUCAAGGAGCCUCACUCAACGUCCACUGCAGUCAAGACGGAGUGAGCCAGAAGUCCGUGUUGACGACUGUGCAGUCCGUCGACGGGGUCCUGAAGGCAUGGCCCGUCACCGUAACGGAGCCGGCGCUGAACAGAUUCAAAGUGCCCGGCAUCACGGACGGCGAACGUACCGGCCGCGGCUUUGCGGAAUACAAGCGUGAUUUGUCUCGUCUGUCCUCCCUCCACACCAGAGACGGGGCCGUUGUCGACUCUCUGUCCACGCACGUCGACACCGGCGUUUCCAAGUUGCAUGCCGCAAACACGACGGGCUCCGGUGUCCUUGUUGCCGUCAUCGACAGCGGCUUCGACGUCAACGCCCUGGGCCUGAGCAAGACCAACAUCGCAUACACUCUCGAUAUCACCGACGGUGGCAACGACGUAGCAGACAACUGUACUGUCCACGGCACCCACGUCUUGGGGAUUGUCGGCGCCAAGGGUGCCGAGGCCAAGUACGGCGUCAUCGGCGUGGCGCCCGACGCAACCUACGAGAUUUAUCGCAUCGAUACAUGCAAUGGUCAGGGCGCCACGGUUGACGCGCUCAUCAACGGUUUUCUCGCGGCGGCGGACAGAGGCGCCGAUAUCAUCACCUGCUCGUACGGCGGUACACUCGCGUUUCCCGAAGAUCCAUGGUCUGUUGUCGCCACGCGUCUGUUUGAGAACGGAACCUCCGUCUUCCUGCCAAGCGGCAACGGCGGUCCCGGAAUCUUCACCGGCCUCAGCCCCGGCGCCGCCGACGCCAUCACCUCCGUUGGGUCUGCCGACAACUCCGUCACUCCCUACUACACCUGGGAGGGCAACUGGACUGCUGGAGGCGACGCCGGUCCCAUUCGCUUCACCCCCGGCACGCCAUUCAACUUCCCUCCCAACAACAAGCUCACCGUGUGGACGUCGAACACCCCGAUUUCCGAUGACUGCCAGCUACUCCCGGACAAGGCGAGCCUCCCGGCCGAUCUGACCAAUGUCAUCUUCCUCUCUCAGUACGACCAGUGUUGGAAAGCCCCGAACGGCACCACCAUCUCCCUCACUAACGAGUUCGACAUACCGUAUGCUCUGUACUACAGCAGAAGCAACUUCACCGUCUCCGAAGGUCACCUCUUCAUGGAAGUGACCCGGGACCCUGACCUCAAGGGCACUGCGGCGAUCGACUUUGCAACAGCCAGCCAGAUAAUAAAGGCAAAGGAGCAGCAUGGCUCCGUCGAGGUCUACAUCGCCCACGACGUCUCUGUUGCCAACGAGGACCUCACAUACAAGGCGAACAACCGAUCUGGUCUCCUCAGCUCGAGCUUCACUAGCUGGGGCCCCUCGCUCCGGGGUGCCUCCAUGCCCCUCUUUCUUGCUCCGGGAGGCAACAUCUUGAGCACGUUUCCGGAGAAGCUCGGAGGAUGGGGUGUCGUCAGCGGCACCAGCAUGGCAACACCGUUCGCUGCCGGCGUUGGUGCGCUCGUCAAGCAGCAGCACCCGGACUAUUCGCCUGUCGAGAUCCAGACCGUCAUAGCAACCACUGCUCGUCCCAUCAAGUGGAACGACUCAAAGGGCAAGACGGAAGAAUUCCUGGCGCCGACGUUCCAGCAAGGCGGUGGUCUGGUGGACGCAUGGAGCGCCGUCCAUUCGACAACUCUGCUCAGCACUUCCUCCCUGUCCUUUAACGACACGACGAACCGUCCCAAGGAGCUCACUUUCAGCAUCAAGAACACUGGCACGAGCGCCAUCACCUACAAGCUGAGCCACGUCGGUGCUGGUUCGGGAUACGUUCUUGAGAAGGCAGACUGGUACAACCUGACAAAGGCAGAGGCGUAUCCCGUGUACGCCGACGUCAGCAUAUCUCCUUCCACAGUCAGCGUCGAGCCCGGCAAGUCGGCCACCAUCUCGGUCUCCGUCGUCAAGGAGCCUGCUCUGCCCGACGCCCUUUCCCGCGUGUCGUAUUUUGGCGGCUACGUCGCCAUCGAGGCAGAUGGGUCGACCGAUGUCAACAAGCUCUCGCUGCCGUAUACCGGUUUCGGAGCGCCACUCGCGACUCUGCGGAGCGUUAACCGGGCGGACUCGUACCUGUCGUUCUACAACUUGACCGACUCCAAGCCAUACAGGGCAGAGGCGGGGCGGCUGUAUACCUGCACACUCAACCUGACCGCUGAUGUGCCCGCGUCGUUCCCCGAUAACGUCUACCCCGGAGUCGAGGUUUUCCUCUUCAUGCAGACCCGGAACAUGAGCAUCAGCGUGAUCGACGCCGACUCCGGGAAAGUCAUCAUGACGCCUUACCAGAGCUCGUCGGCCGAUACGUGGGGCCCUGGAAACUCGUGGUACUGGGACGGAUCCGAUGCCAACAAGACGUUCGUCCCGGCGGGGACGUACAUCUGGAACGUCAAGGCUCUGAAGUUGAAUGGAAACCCGGAGAACAAGGAGGACUGGGACAUUUACGAGACGGGGACGUGGGUGCUUCAAUACACAUCCAACAGCACGUUGGUCCCGUCAAACUCGACUCUGCGUGCCUGA